Messenger RNA from Debaryomyces fabryi, 1470 nucleotides. RefSeq names its product alanine transaminase (gene ALT1). The record is from RefSeq and is a predicted model, not a curated record. Gene Ontology annotation, biological process: biosynthetic process. The transcript has a single exon. The coding region runs from base 1 to 1470 and encodes 489 amino acids. NCBI's taxonomy places the organism in Eukaryota, Fungi, Ascomycota, Pichiomycetes, Serinales, Debaryomycetaceae. Gene Ontology annotation, molecular function: pyridoxal phosphate binding; L-alanine:2-oxoglutarate transaminase activity.
AUGUUGAAAAGGUUCGUUUCAUUUAAGGCAGCUGGUAAGUUGAAGCUAGCAGAUUUGAACAAACUGACGAUAAAUGCAAAAUAUGCUGUCAGAGGAAAGAUUCCUAUUAGAGCCGACGAGCUUAAAGAGCAAUUAAAUGACAAGAAUAAUGGUUUGCCAUUUAAGGAGAUCAUUUAUGCUAAUAUUGGUAAUCCACAACAAUUGGACCAGGCUCCCUUAACAUGGUAUAGACAGGUGUUAUCUGUUUUGCAAAAUCCCAAGUUAUUGAAUGCUCAGAUUGAUUAUCCGAAGGAUGUGAUUGACAGGGCGAAGACAUUGUUGGAGAAUGUGGGAUCCGUCGGUGCAUAUUCCCAUUCACAGGGGAAUCCACAUGUCAGAAAAUCCGUUGCAGAUUUCAUCACAAGAAGAGAUGGGUUCCCCAGUAACCCAUCAGACAUUUUUUUGACUGGUGGUGCUUCUGCUGCGGUAUCUUAUUUAUUACAGGUUUUAUCGAGUAGUAAUACUUCAGGGUUUUUGAUCCCAAUCCCCCAGUAUCCGUUAUAUACGGCCAGUAUUGCAUUGAAUGACGCAGUUCCAAUUGGAUAUUACUUAAACGAAGAAAACAAUUGGUCCACCGACCCUACACAGAUUAGAGAGUUGAUUAAUGAAAACAACGAGAAGGGUAUUCAGAUCAAAGCGUUGGUUGUUAUUAACCCAGGUAAUCCUACUGGUUCUAUCUUGUCAUAUGAUAAUAUUGUUGAGAUCAUAGACAUUGCUGCUGAACAUGGAAUAGCCAUUAUUGCAGAUGAAGUAUACCAGGAAAAUGUAUUUAAAGGAGAGUUUGUUUCUGUGAAAAAAGUUUUAUCAAAGUUAAAUGAGCUUGAUCCUGAAAAGUAUGGUAAUGUGCAGUUAGCUUCAUUACAUUCCACAUCUAAAGGGGUGAGUGGUGAAUGUGGACAAAGAGGUGGAUACAUGGAGUUAGUUGGAUUUUCGAAGGAAGUAAGAGAUAUCAUUUUUAAAUUGGCCUCCAUUAAUUUAUGUUCUGUUGUGUCAGGACAAACUUUAGUAGAACUAAUGAUUAAUCCUCCAGCUCCAGGGUCCCCAUCAUACGACUUAUACAAAUCGGAGACUUCCAAAAUUAAUAAAGAUUUGCAGACCAGGGCCGAUUUAUUGUAUAAUUCUUUCAUUGAAAUGGAAGAUAUAACUUGUAAUAAACCUAUGGGUGCUAUGUAUCUUUUCCCUAAAUUAAAUUUCACUCCAAAUUCAUAUUCAAAAUUAUUUAAAUCUUCAGAACAGAUGGAUUCUACUAUUGAUGAAACAUAUUGCAUUGAAUUAUUAGAGAGCACUGGUAUUUGUUGUAUUCCUGGUUCAGGAUUUGGCCAAGUACCAGAUACGUAUCAUUUAAGAACUACUUUCUUACCUCCAGGGUCAGAAUGGAUUAACAAAUGGUCUAAAUUCCAUAAUGAUUUCGUCAAGAAGUACAAAAAUUGA